AUGAGGAUAUUAAUAAUUCACGCAUGCCUAUUGGCCGGUUUGUUCCUGACUUCCUUCGCUGAUGACGAUGAUGACGAUUCGGAAUUUGAGCUAGUCACAUCGGUAGAAAGUUUCGGCCAAUAUUAUGAUAAAGGUAAACCUUCUUCUGGCCUAUGUAAUGGGGAAGACCUGAAGGGUGGCUGGUCGUACUCCCAUCUCCGGGGGUCCUGUAACCAGUACCUCCACUGCGCCGAGGACAGGGCUUUCAUUCAGACAUGCGCGGCGGGGACAUUUUACGACGGAAAGGAAUGUCGUCAUGCCGACGAAGUCAUGUGCCCCGCAGAUCCUUGUCUUCGGAAGCCUCAUGGUUUUACGUACACUGACGGUCAAAGCUGUUACGGAUUUUACCAGUGCAUCAAGGGAAAGUCCCGAUACCUCACUUGUAAUGAUGGCUUCUACUUCAACCCCUAUAAACAGGGGUGUUUUCCAGACUCGACUUGUCACAAGAACAACUUGGUGCACCCUUGUGCUUUUGGGACCACUCUGCCUUUUCCUGGUCGCCCAAAUCUGUUCUACCUGUAUAACGGACACAAGACAAUGACCCCCAUGAAGUGCCCGAGGGGGACGUGGUACCGCCCCGAUAUAUGUACAUGUGACUGGAUCAUCCCAGGAAAAGUAGAAAAAGCAGGCUGCAAACCGAUGUUCCAUUUCAAGUACAACGGAAAUUUCCUGGAGCGAUAUAACCGUGUACAACAGAUGCCCACCACAGGAGUUGUUCUUUUCCGGAAGUCGGUGCUCUUUGAUCAUGGCGGCAAAAUCCUCAUCUGGGCCAUGAACAAUAUGGACCUUGAUGGAGAUUUUUCGUUCUGUUUUGAGUUUAUGGUCAAAUCUUAUGAAGGAGAAAUCGCUCUUUUGUCUAAUGACUUUGAGGAUAUUCAUUUCACGUACAAAUUAACUUUUAUCCCUUCUCUGGGAGUAGUUAAAGCGUAUUUCGUACUCAGAGACGGAAGCGUAGCGACGCUUGACGUCAAUGGCGUAGACCCAAUGCAACCUCAUUUUGUGAGAAUCGCCAAAUCUGACGACAAGUUGAACAUGAGAAUUGACAACUCUUCCCCAGCACUUGUUCAUUUACACACUGGUAUAGCGACUGGUAAGAGUCCUAUGGUGAUCGGUGCCGCUAAAGGCUGCUCCAACUUUGUUGGGUAUUUUGAUGAGCUGAAAUUCUUUCGUUGUAAUCCUACAAACUUUUUCGGUGACUACGACGAAGAAUACAACCAUGAUGAUGAUGAUGACGAUGACCAUGACGAUUUUGACGAUGACAGAUAA
Messenger RNA from Saccostrea echinata, 1305 nucleotides. RefSeq lists its product as uncharacterized. Gene Ontology annotation, molecular function: chitin binding. The transcript is spliced from 9 exons. NCBI's taxonomy places the organism in Eukaryota, Metazoa, Mollusca, Bivalvia, Ostreida, Ostreidae. Gene Ontology annotation, cellular component: extracellular region. The record is from RefSeq and is a predicted model, not a curated record. Bases 1 to 1305 code for a protein of 434 amino acids.